Messenger RNA from Fusarium pseudograminearum CS3096, 2718 nucleotides. RefSeq lists its product as uncharacterized. Lineage: Eukaryota; Fungi; Ascomycota; Sordariomycetes; Hypocreales; Nectriaceae. The transcript has a single exon. The coding region runs from base 1 to 2718 and encodes 905 amino acids. The record is from RefSeq and is a predicted model, not a curated record.
AUGGCCAACACAAAAAAACUCCUUGGCCUUGUGGUCUUUGUCGCCUGGGCUGAGGCAUUCUGGAGAAUGUCGUGCAGCAUUAUCCAAACUGGAAGAGUUGACCCAAUCAUCGCCCCUGGGACAUUCUCAGCACAUGUUCACAAACUCUCUGGUGCCAGCAAUAUCGGCAUCGACUCUACAUUCGAAAGCCUACAAGCCUCGAGAUGUACUUCUUGUGAGGUGCAAGACGAUAAGUCGGCCUACUGGACACCACAGCUGUUCUACCAGCAUGCCAAUGGUAGCUUCCAGAUGGUGCCAAAUGGCGGCACUGUCAUUUACUAUCUCGGCCGCGGCGAGAAUAGAUCCAACAUCGAGCCAUUCCCUCCAGGCUUCAAGAUGUUGUCGGGAGACAACUUUGUCCGAUCAUACGACUCCAAGAACAAGACAUACAGCAACGCCAGGUUUAAAGGUCGUCCAAUCGCAGACAGAGUUAGCUUUGCGUGCCUUGAUAGCUCUGGGCCUUCAAAAGAGCGCAACUACAUGUGGAAAACGGACUGCGACAAUGGCAUGAGAGCCCAGAUUCACUUCCAGUCGUGCUGGAAUGGCCAAGAGUACCAACGUAACCAGAGUCAUGUCGCCUACUUGUCACAGAUAGACAAUGGAAUCUGUCCUCCGAGCCACCCGCGACAGCUCCCACACCUUUUCUUCGAGGUCAUUUAUGGCGUCAAUAAUAUUGACAAGAGCAAAGGUGGAAGAUUUGUCUUUGCAAACGGCGAUACAACCGGGUAUGCGUUCCACGGCGACUUUCUCAAUGGCUGGAAUGAGGCUGUGCUCGCGGCUGCCGUCAAGAAGUGCCUCAACAACGACAGUAUCAAUGGCCAGAUAUCUAAAUGUCCUGUGCUCGCUGCUUCGCAAACACCCUACUUUGACGACAACUGUCCCGAGAUGGCACCCCUUGUUGACGAGAACGUCCGAGGCAUGCUUGAUGCUCUUCCAGGUUGUAUCAAGCCCUUCAGUGGCCCAGGAAGAGCGUCACCGGUGGUAUGCGACUCGAAACCCGCUAUCAACGAUCUCGGAGACGCAGGUCUUGGGUCCAUGUUUGAUCCCUCUCCAGGUGACAUGGUUGGUUCAUGGUCUUAUGUCGGUUGUGCUGCUGAAGGCACUAGCCGAACACUGAACAAAUAUGCCACAAACUCGGGCCAAAUGUCUAUUGAGUAUUGUACAGCAUCAUGCAAAGCUCAAGGAUAUCCCCUCACUGGUAUGGAAUGGGGUAAAGAGUGCUAUUGCGCUGGCGAACUCACCUCUGGCGCAUCAUACAUGAAAGCCUCAACCUGCUCAUCUACUAGAAAGAUGAUAUGCGUGGGCAACAUGACACAAUAUUGCGGAGGGCCUGGUCUUCUCACCAUCUGGAAAGAUACUUCUUACACGCCGCCCGUUGAGCUUGUUGUCGGCCAGACCCAAAUUGCGAAGGGCAUGGCCACUUACCAAGGCUGCUGGGCUGAAGGCAGCUCUGGAAGGGCGCUCUCAUCGGAUCGAACUGCAGAUUCUGUAGGAAUGACCAACGAGAAGUGCGUUGCGUUCUGUCAAGCGGGUGGUUGGGCGUAUGCUGGCACCGAGUAUUCGCAAGAAUGCUACUGUGGCAACGACAUCGGCAAUGGUGGAUACGACCUGAACGAUAUCUCCCAAUGCUCGAUGCAGUGCAAAGGAAACAUUUUUAGUUACUGCGGCGCAGGCAACAGACUGAGCGUCUGGAAGAUCAAGCCGGCUGAAAAGCCUACAGGACCGAUCACAGCAGUUAAUGGCGCUGCCCUCUGGACUGGCUGUUAUACAGACGGAGGAGCAGGCGGACGCACACUGCCGAGUGCUUCAUUCACAGGAUCGUCCGUUUCGAUCGAUACAUGUUUUGCAUUCUGCAACAAGCUCAACUACCCGCUGUUUGGCAUGGAGUACGGGCGAGAAUGCUAUUGCGGGUAUGCGCCAAAGACCCAGGCAACUGUUGCACCUGAUGGCGACUGCAAGAUGCCCUGCACAGGCGACUCUACCCAGAAAUGCGGCGCCGGUAAUCGGAUAUCCAUUUGGAAUAACACCAUGUACACUCCAACUGUCAGCACGGAGGGAGUGAACAGUCCCCCCAAGUAUCUCGGCUGCUAUACAGAAGGUGUUGAAGCUCGGGCUCUUGGUGAUGCCAAGACGACCGACAAGAAGAAAAUGACUGUCGAGAUUUGUGCAGCAUUCUGUUCAAGUAAAGGUUAUCCUUAUCUUGGAGUUCAAAAUGGUCAGGAUUGCUACUGCAGCAAGAAGGGACCAUCCAAUGGCAGUGUUGAGGCGCCUGCAUCGCAAUGUGGCAUGACAUGCAAGGGCGAUAAGAAGCAGAAGUGUGGUGCGACCAAACGGCUCAACGUCUACAAGCUUGCCAGGGUAUCCAAGACCAGCUCGACAACGAAGUCGACGGUGAAAGUCGCGGCGGCCAAGGUCCAAGGUCAGAAGCCUGCAUCCAAAUCAACAACACUGUUGAAGGCAACCGCGGCAAAUAAAUCCAAGCCAACACCAAAGACAAAGACCACGUCUACAACCAAACCCAAGACAUCACCAAAGUCUAACAAGGUUACGGUCCAGAGAGUCGCCGCCAAAGCAACCACCACAGCGAAGAGUAAGGGAGAGACGAAAGCAAAGAACAAGAGACCAACUACCACUACAUCAUCAACCAAGUCGAGGAAGACCAAGAGAGCGAGGGUAUGA